AAUCAAAUUUAGGGACUUUACUGACGGGACUCUGGGCUGGCUGCUCUGUUCACUCGUCAGCGCAAGUGGCGUGACCAUGUAAUUGGGGCACGGGGCCGGCGCGGCGCGCUGCGGGCUUGCAGAAUUUUGUUUGUUUGUUUGGCCGCGCGCUGGCGCAGCCACGGGCCGCAGUUACUGGGGCGCGCUGUCGUAACAAGCCGCGCGGUGUGGCCUGCACAUUGGGGUAGAGGGGGGGUAGUCUUCCCAGAUGUUCUAGUUAGUUGUUUAGUAAAUUUGACUUCAAUAACGAGCUUUUGUUAUGGUAGGCGCGGCAGGGCGCGCGAAUUUAAGCGCAAGUGAGUGGUGACUUCAGGCUCACUCAGGCGGAGGCUCACUCAGGCGGAGGCUAUGCGUCUCACCUGUGGUCACGAGUUGUUAGUUCGUUCGUGAUGUAGGAAUUCAGGCUCACUCAGGCGGAGGCUAUGCGUCUCACCUGUGGUCACGAGUUGUUAGUUCGUUCGUGAUGUAGGAAUUCAGGCUCUCGGGCGGAAGCUAUGGCCGACGCCAGAGGCCACGAGUCGUUUAAUUUAAGUUAGGUCAUAAUGUAGUCAUCUUCAAGCUUUUGGGCGGAGGCAAUGGCCCUCGUCACUAGUCGUUUAGUUAUAAUUUUUAAAAUGUAAUGUUCGUUCGGAUUUUAAGGGCAGGAGAGGCCCCUACGUUAGUUUUAAGUAAUCGAUCAAGAAAGGCUUUUUGGAAAAUGUGAGUAUGGACUUAUCUUUGUUUUAAUUUUAAGUAGUAAUUAUGAUUUGAGGUAUUCGGAAGGACUAGGGAAGUGUUUAGUGAAGUUCUCUCAUUCUCUCUCUUGUAAGGUCGUUCAAUCGUUAAGGAAGUAAAGAGAUUAUUGUUUUAAAUUGUAAUCCCGCUAUUUAAAUGUUCUUUAAAAUGAUGUUGAGUAUUUGACUUUAAGAAUAAAAUAAUUUUAAUUAAGUAUUAUGUUAUUUUGCAAAAUCUCCUUAGUUCAGCUCUCACCAGACAUCCUGUACGGGAUGACGAACCUAUGAUCCUAGGUACAGUAAAGUAUUUUAUGAAGUUAAGACUAGUUGAUGCCAAGCGAGUUGUUUCUAUGUAAAGAGCUACGAUUCUCUCCCCCCUCUGAAAGUGGAUCGUGACAGAAAUGGCGGUGGCACCGGCUAGGUGCACGUGACAGAAAUGGUAGAGUUCGCCGGAUAGGUUCUAUUUCUGGAGAGAGAGAUAGGUAGAUUUUUAUGUUUAUUAUUAAGUUAGUUUCAGCUUCUGAUAGCAGGUUAUUAAGAGUUUACUUGAGGAGAGGAUUACGGAAUUUAAUCUAAGUGGAGGAAGUCUUUGAGAUUUUUUUUUGACGUAACAGAUGUUUAUUUGAGUAUACUUGUAAGGAUAAAGUUUAUAGUGAUAAGUUGUUUUAAGUCGUUGAGUUUAUCAGGGAUUUUUACGUGAGGAGAAUACGUUAUAAUUUAAAUGAUUAAUAGAGAUAAUGCAAGUGGUUUAAUUUAAUUGAAAUUAAUUUUAAGAUUGUAGGUUAAGAGAGUUAAAAUUUAAAAUAAAGUUUUUUUCGUAAAUAGGAAUUAUUUUCAAGUGAAGUUUGUUUUGUUGUCGUGCGCGUAGGAGACGAGACGUACGAAUUAAAUCAGUCGAGGGAAGGAUAAACGUUAGAAAGGAAUUAAAAAGAAAACGAGAGUUUAUGUAAAAGAGAGUUAUAGAAUUUAUAGUGAUGUUUUGUUUUAAUUAGAAAAAUGUUGAGAGUUGUUUCAGAACGACACGUCAGUGGACGUGGCAGAAUGAACACGUGACGGGGAGGUGCUGAGACCUAGCGGAGAACGGAGGAACCGCAAGCGAGGGUUGGCGCACCUGAUGGAAUUCGGUGACGUCACGGGCUCAUACGGAGACGUGGACAGGCCGUGACCUUGUUUUGAUCAGCUGUACGGUAACUUAGCGAUAAGAAAAUAGACUAUUGGUUAAAUACAUUUAAAUUUAAGUGUGUUUUAGGAGAAGAGGAACUUUCAGUAUAUUCCUUAAGAUGAGCUGAGCAGCAGUCCAGUUUACAAGAUGACAAGAGUUCGAGAGACAAGAUACAAGAUCACUGAAACAAGAGCCAAGACUGAAGAUUCAAGAGAAGAGAAAGCUGGCAGCCAUGGACUUACAAGUGGAGAUUAAUAAGGUCAUGUAAAGUUAUAUUUUUUUAUGGAAGACAGUAACUGGAGUUUUUUUUUUGUUAUAAACAGUCUUUACAGAACUUUUUAGGUUAUAGUAAUGUAAUGGAACUAGUGAGUUGUGGUAGCUGUCAAAAAGAACUAAUACCUUAAGUUUAAUUUUUAAAGUUAAUUUUCUUAAUUUACAGAGGGAUUAGUAGUUUUUUUUAAACCUUAUUUAGGUUGGAAUUUAAAUACAAUAGCUUAUUAUAAAUGUGUACGAACAGUUCAAGUUCACAGUACUGAUAGGUAGGUCAGAUGAUCUUAUUGAUUUUGAUGAUUUGUUGUUUUGAGUUGAUUUUUAAGUGUUGUGAAUUAGACAAUGAAAUAGUUCUGAAAACUUAAAUUAUUUCAAGCUAAGAAAUAGUAAAGUUAAUUGUAACUCAAAGGACACCAGAAUUUAAUUUUUUUUUAAUUAGUAAUGUUUGAAAAUUUUAUACUUUACAAGAAAGGUUAUAAACAAACAGAUCGGAUGGAACAAGGAUGCAGUAAAUCACAAUUUCAUUUAGAAUUAUUGAUUAGCUUUUGAGGUUAUGAAGUAAAAGUAAUUAUAGUUUAAAAGUUUGAAUAAAAAAAAAAUGUUUUUUUUUUAUUUGUUUGAAAUAGAAAGUUUAAAAGUUAAUUAGUCAUGAUCUAGGUGGGUGAUGGGGUGGGAAUUGGCCACUCUUUUUCCCUAUAACCUCCCUAACAUGGCCUUCUAUUACAUCUAACAGAAGAAAAAAAAAGAAGAAAAAGAAGACUUAGUAUUAGUUAGAAUGUUUUUUCAUGAAGAUACCUGAUGAACUUUUUUUUUAUUGUUGGGAAGAAUAGUAGCAAGAUUAAUCAGAUGUUUUACUCAGAAGAAGAAGAAGAAGAAGAUAAAGCAGUUUUAUGACUCGACAAGCCAGAGAUUGGUGUUUCCCCUCUGCGCUUCUAUUGACUACGUUGUUUACUCUCAUGGGAUAGCUGGUUCGGCACCAUGGAGAGAGAUUGGUGGGCAUUGUGGUUGCCCCCAGAAGAAAAGAAGAGUAGAAAGGUUAUGGGUGGGUCAUGUGAACUGACCUUCAACCCAGUUACUUCGUGGGGACUAUUUGCUGUAUAGAGAAGAUCAAGACUCAAGAGUUAGGGAAAAUCAUUGGAGGUCAUGUUUCCCUUCCUUAAGUUUUUCCUAUCAAAUUAUUUGCCUGAUUAGAUUAUGCUAAGGGUGGGAUACUUUAUGUUAGCAGUUGAAUUAAUUAAUUUUAUUUUUUUUGUGUGUUUACAUCCUUGCCCAUCGAUUGCAGUUUAGUAGUUAGUUUUGUAUUUGUCAGGCGUGAUGGUAAUGCCUGUUGAUGAUGUUUCAGAAUUGUAAUCUGUUCGUGAUGAGGAUGGCACAACUCCGAAGCAGAUGUGGGGAGAAGUUGUGAGCUGCCCUGGAAGCCAGUCCAGUAGCUGUUGGAGUUGAGUGGUGUUUGCUGAUGGCCAGCCCAGGGAGCUACUCUUCUCGACAACACUGACUUCGAGGAGUUGCACCAACCUUCACGAGAUAAGAGUUUAAUUAAUUGAAACACUGUAAGGACACUUAAUUUUUUUUGAAGAACGAAAGAAGUAUGGUAAUAAACGGAAACCGAAAAAAAAAAAAAUAAUAAUAAUUAUCAAGAAUUUGCACAUUGUUUAACGAAUACUGAGAAACUAAGAACAGUAAUUUAAUUUGUAAAGAGAGCUUCACUAACAGAACAAUUUUUUUUAGAAUUGAGAACUCGAGCCUCUGAAGGUUCCUGUGAGAACAAACCAGAUAAAAGUUUUACAUUUAAUUUUAUGAAUACUUGUUGUUUUAAAAUAAAUCUUAUGCAGAAUCUAGAUGUAUGUUCAGACAGCAAGGAACUAAGAAAAUUAUUAUUUUUGUGAAAUGAGGAAUUUAUAGUUAUGGUUUAAUGGAAAAAGACAAUUUGUAAUUUUGAGGUAGCUCGAUGGGGCUCGAGCUCUGUGAGGGGAGGGUUAUGUCGCGGGUUGAAAUUUUGCAGGGUUGUUGAAAUCAAAUUUAGGGACUUUACUGACGGGACUCUGGGCUGGCUGCUCUGUUCACUCGUCAGCGCAAGUGGCGUGACCAUGUAAUUGGGGCACGGGGCCGGCGCGGCGCGCUGCGGGCUUGCAGAAUUUUGUUUGUUUGUUUGGCCGCGCGCUGGCGCAGCCACGGGCCGCAGUUACUGGGGCGCGCUGUCGUAACAAGCCGCGCGGUGUGGCCUGCACAUUGGGGUAGAGGGGGGGUAGUCUUCCCAGAUGUUCUAGUUAGUUGUUUAGUAAAUUUGACUUCAAUAACGAGCUUUUGUUAUGGUAGGCGCGGCAGGGCGCGCGAAUUUAAGCGCAAGUGAGUGGUGACUUCAGGCUCACUCAGGCGGAGGCUCACUCAGGCGGAGGCUAUGCGUCUCACCUGUGGUCACGAGUUGUUAGUUCGUUCGUGAUGUAGGAAUUCAGGCUCACUCAGGCGGAGGCUAUGCGUCUCACCUGUGGUCACGAGUUGUUAGUUCGUUCGUGAUGUAGGAAUUCAGGCUCUCGGGCGGAAGCUAUGGCCGACGCCAGAGGCCACGAGUCGUUUAAUUUAAGUUAGGUCAUAAUGUAGUCAUCUUCAAGCUUUUGGGCGGAGGCAAUGGCCCUCGUCACUAGUCGUUUAGUUAUAAUUUUUAAAAUGUAAUGUUCGUUCGGAUUUUAAGGGCAGGAGAGGCCCCUACGUUAGUUUUAAGUAAUCGAUCAAGAAAGGCUUUUUGGAAAAUGUGAGUAUGGACUUAUCUUUGUUUUAAUUUUAAGUAGUAAUUAUGAUUUGAGGUAUUCGGAAGGACUAGGGAAGUGUUUAGUGAAGUUCUCUCAUUCUCUCUCUUGUAAGGUCGUUCAAUCGUUAAGGAAGUAAAGAGAUUAUUGUUUUAAAUUGUAAUCCCGCUAUUUAAAUGUUCUUUAAAAUGAUGUUGAGUAUUUGACUUUAAGAAUAAAAUAAUUUUAAUUAAGUAUUAUGUUAUUUUGCAAAAUCUCCUUAGUUCAGCUCUCACCAGACAUCCUGUACGGGAUGACGAACCUAUGAUCCUAGGUACAGUAAAGUAUUUUAUGAAGUUAAGACUAGUUGAUGCCAAGCGAGUUGUUUCUAUGUAAAGAGCUACGAUUCUCUCCCCCCUCUGAAAGUGGAUCGUGACAGAAAUGGCGGUGGCACCGGCUAGGUGCACGUGACAAUAUAGAUAGGUCUAGCAACUUCCCUUUAUUCUCUGUCCGCUUGAUGAAGCUCGUUGCGGCUUGCGAACUAAUGGCGCUAGUAGUAGGUUAGUCCGGUCUUAACAUUGUUUUUUUAUGUAUGUGAGUUUCGUUUGUAGUGUAAUGUUAUUUGUAAUCCUGCCGCGUUUUUAAGACGUCGAUUACAGAUUAUGAGUUUCCACAAUGAUAAAGACUCGGUCAGAUAGCAAGCCGCCGCGAGCUUCACUAAGGCCCGUUCUUCUACAAUGGCACGGAAAUUGAGACGGAUCACGUAAACGGAGACAAAUCUCCCGGAACCGUCUGAUGCUUCCACAAUGCACGGAAACGUAGCAAAUGAGAUUGCAUAUCAAGAUUACAAAAUAUCAAUUUAAUUUAAAAAGAAAUAUAUUCUUCGAAAGCAUGGGCAGCAGGGCCGGUGCAAGGUAAAUUGGCGCCCUAGGCGAAAAACCUUAAUCCCCCCCCCCCCCCCCGGCCGGACACCCCAAAAAAAAUUUCCUUGCCUCAAAAUACAUCACGUAAGCCUAAGAUUUUGUCAACAAUCAAAUGUAAGCAGGCUUGUAUUUUUUUUUUUUAAAACUUUUUUUACUUAUUACAAAUCAUAAACAGGUCACCGUCGACUUUAAAUAAUUACUUAUAUCAAUAUAAACAUUCCAAACUGUUACAAAAAUCCAUUUUCAUCUAGUUUCUAUAAUCGUUAAACAUAUCAUAUCAGCUGUUAUGUGUCGUGCUGUGCCGCCCCCAGCUACUUGGCGCCCUAGGCGGUUGCCUAGUUCGCCUAUAUGGACGCGCCGGCCCUGGGCGAGUGUACGAUGUUUCGGCCACAGCGAGCCUUGCUCGGCGCGGUGCCAGCCAGCCCGGCGGUUGCCUGUCCAGGCCUGAAGCUGGUGAUGGACCUGGUACUCAACCACACCAGCGACCAGCACGAGUGGUUCCAGAAGUCGCUGAGGAGGAAGGAGCCGUACAGCGACUACUACGUGUGGGCGCGGGCCAAGGCGCACGACGGGGACAGGCCCCUCGCCCCCAACAACUGGCUGAGCGUGUUCAGCGGCUCGGCGUGGCAGUGGAGUCCCGAGCGCGGCCAGUUCUACCUGCACCAGUUCGCCAGGGAGCAACCCGACCUCAACUACCGCAACCCGGCCGUGCUGCGGGAGAUGCUGGCGGCGGCGCAGUUCUGGCUGGACCUGGGCGUGGACGGAUUCCGCGCGGAUGCCGUCGCGCACCUGUUCGAGGACGAGCAGCUGCGGGACGAGCCUCUGUCCGAGGACCCCGGGGACCCCGGGGAGCCGGGGUACGGCAGCCUGCGGCACGCGCGCACCCACAACCUGCCUGAGGCGAAGGACGUGUUGGCCGAGUUGCGCCGCCUGCUGGACCUGCACUCCGCGCGCACGGACCUCGUCCGCAGACUCUUGAUGGUCGAGGUGUAUGAUACUGUGCCAAAAACUGUCGAGUUCUAUGGCAACGAGGAUCAACCUUUGGCGGACUACCCGUUUAACUUUGUUUUUAUCGACGAAGUAAAAAAAGAAUCCACGGCAGACGAUGUGAAGGCUAAGAUCGAACUGUACUUGAAGAAUGUGCCGCAAGGGAAGUGGCCAAACUGGGUGAUGGGCAACCACGACAAGCCGCGCGUGGCCAGCCGGCUUGGCCCUGGGUUGGUGGACGGGCUCAACAUGAUCCUGCUGCUGCUGCCGGGCACCGCCGUCACCUACUACGGCGAGGAGCUGGGCAUGGAGGACACGCCCGUCAGCUGGGAGCAGACCGUGGAUCCCCCGGGGCUGCUGGCCGGGCCCGCCCGCUACGCGGAGCACAGCCGCGACCCGGCCAGGACGCCCAUGCAGUGGAGCGCCGACAAGCACGCGGGUUUCACGGGCGCGGACAGGCCGUGGCUGCCCGUGAACGGGAACCACGUGACGGUGAACGCGCGAGCGCAGGCGGGAGUCGACCGGAGCCACCUGGGCGUGUACCGGGCGCUGGUGAAGGCGCGCAGCUCCCCCGCCGUGAAGGAGGGCGCCACAGACAUCCGGGUGCUGCAAGGGUCCGUCCUCUGCUUCACCAGGUCCAAGCAAGGAAGUGCAAGCUUCUUGGUCGCGGUGAACUGGGGGAGCACGAGUGUCGACGCAGAUCUGUCCGUUUUCCGAGACGUGCCCCGCGAGGCUGAAGUGUAUGCACGCAGCGUUGAUUACCUCGAAGACGCGGGCAAGACAGUACAAACAUCAUCACUUAAACUUGGAGGGAAGAAUGCAGUUGUGUUGACGUAUUCACCAAAAUCAAGACAGUAAAUUCUGAUUUUAUGUAUUUUUUUCAACAAUGUGAAUAAUUUAAAAGCAUAAACUAAACAAGCAAAUAUUUGUAGUACUGUGCAAUGUCUUUUACUAACACCAAAUAUUUAUAAAAUUAAGGAUAUAACUUGAUAUAAAAACGAAGAAGUUGCAUAAUAUUUGUGGAAAUGUGCAAAUGAAACUUUGCAGGAAAUAAUCAUCUUUGAGCAUAAAAAGCGAAGCUAACAUUUGUCCUGUGUAGUGUUUCGUUAUGCAGAAACUUCCAAAGAAAUAAACCUAUGUUUUUUGUUAAAAACUUGCUGUAAUUUUUCCUACGUUAUAAGAAGAUAAUUAAAAAAAGAUAUCAAUAAGAUAGGCUAUGCUAAAUAUAGUUGCUAAUACCCUUGUCAAAAAUUGUAUAAUGAGACCACUGCCUCUAAAUUAUUUUGAGUGGUGAUCACAUUUAAAGAUGGGUGUUUUCAAUGUGGAGGCAAUAGUAAUGUACCUGGCGUGAUCAAGCUUUGCCAUGUUUAUAAUUGAAGUCAAAAUGAGAAAGACCGACCCCCAACCUCUCUUCCACCUGGACAACUAAUUGCUAACCAGUUAACAACCAAUUAACUUAAAAUUCAGAACAGACACCCACACUAUAUAAACUAACACCUCUGAGGGUUGACAUGUCUAGGGUAAACUUUUUUUCUCAGUCUUCGUUCGUUUUUUGUCACUGUUAAUAAUUAAAUAUUUGUUAGUUUUGUUGAAUUAAAUAAAUGAAUUUGUGAUGCAUUGGCAAAUAAAGAUAAUUUUUUUAAUA
This is a messenger RNA of Bacillus rossius redtenbacheri, 8462 nucleotides long. Its product is annotated as maltase 1-like. The record is from RefSeq and is a predicted model, not a curated record. The coding region runs from base 6179 to 7675 and encodes 498 amino acids. Lineage: Eukaryota; Metazoa; Arthropoda; Insecta; Phasmatodea; Bacillidae. Gene Ontology annotation, biological process: carbohydrate metabolic process. The transcript has 9 exons.